Messenger RNA from Plasmodium gonderi, 1371 nucleotides. RefSeq names its product DNA repair protein. The coding region runs from base 1 to 1371 and encodes 456 amino acids. Lineage: Eukaryota; Apicomplexa; Aconoidasida; Haemosporida; Plasmodiidae. The transcript has a single exon. Gene Ontology annotation, biological process: UV-damage excision repair; nucleotide-excision repair involved in interstrand cross-link repair; nucleotide-excision repair, DNA damage recognition. Gene Ontology annotation, molecular function: damaged DNA binding. The record is from RefSeq and is a predicted model, not a curated record. Gene Ontology annotation, cellular component: nucleotide-excision repair factor 1 complex.
AUGAUGCAGAGCGACGAAUCAGAGAACGAAAGGGAAAAAGAAAACUACAACAACAUCCUGUAUGAUGGGAAUCUGAAGGACGAAAUCGACUACUACGAUGAAAAUUUGCCACACAUAAACUUUUAUUUAAAGUUUCAGAAAAAAAACUUUUUGGAAAAAUUUCUGCAAGAGGUUAUGAUAUCAAAUAAAAAGGACUCAGAUGUAGAGAAAGAAGUAGAGAGUGGAAAAAAUUUCCACAUUUGCAAUGAUGAAGUAAGAAGUUGCGUGAACCCAAUAGAGGUGGAGGUGCCAAAAAAAGAGAAUACUACCACUUUAAGGGAUAUGCAUAAUCAUGAAAAUGAAGUAACUCAGUUGUACACGGAAGAGGGGUUUGGGGGUUUAUGCAAGAGUAAUCAGAUGAGAGAUGCAUGCAAGAGUAAUCAGAUGAGAGAUGCAUGCAAGAGUAAUCAGUUGAGAGAUGCAGAUACUUUGGAAAUUUUAAAUGAUGGUGGAUUUUACUUGGAAGAAAAUUCAGAGAUGGAUUAUACACAGUCAUCUAUUUCUCACUGUAAGGAACAGGGUUCCGAUUUUUCAAUUCCCCAUUUGGUUGAACCGAGAGGAGAACAAAUUUUGCAAGAUUCUGAAUUAAGCGAAUCCUUGUUGAAGUUAAAAAUGUCAUGUAUUGAAUCAGAUGCAAAUGGAGAUUUGAUUCAUCUAAACGAAAAUGAUGAAAUUGUAAAAAGAAUAAACAAAGUUUUUCAAAAAAACAAAGACAAAUUUAUUUUUAGUAUUGAACGUAAUAUAGAAAAUAGUGCAGAAAUUAUAUUACAAGAAUAUUGUUUCUUAUGUAAUAAAAAAAAAAAAUUAAAUAAAAUUUUAAGUGUUAUUAACAUAUACAUUUGUUACGAUUGCAAAAUACUUGAUAGUAAUUUUAGGAUGAUUUCUCUCACGAAAUUAGUCAAUAAAUAUUCUCUAAAUACUUAUGACAUGUCUAAGUAUGAAAAGCAUUUAGCCCUUUUAUGCACCAAAAAUCCACGUGGUUAUUCUAAACAGAUGAAACUUUAUUUUUUAUUUCAAAUUAAAGAAGUAGCUAUACGAAAACAUGGAUCUAUGGAAAAAGUUAAAUCCUUGUACAUGUCCAAAAUUUUGAACUCAUUAAAAAAUGCUCAUGGUACUACUGCAUCUGCUUCUAGAAAACGCAAAAAUUUACAUAAAUUCGCGAAACCGAAAAGUAUUUAUAGCCAGAAAAUGAACACAUCGCAGGUGCAAAAAAUUAUUUGUGAUGAUAAUCAACACGAGUUUGAUUCACCUCAGUGCACUAGUCAAGAGGACGGCCUUUACUUGAAAGUGUGUAAGAAGUGCACUUAUCAAGUUGAAUAUAUGCAGUUUUGA